Diatraea saccharalis (sugarcane borer) is the source of this 2377-nucleotide messenger RNA. Lineage: Eukaryota; Metazoa; Arthropoda; Insecta; Lepidoptera; Crambidae. The record is from the annotation of a GenBank genome assembly.
GUGAAUGAUGUCAUUACGUCGUCCGUCAGCUAUCUAAUUGUAAUUUAUGUAAACAUCUACAGGAAACCAUAAUAUUGAAGGGAAACCAGAGUAAUCAGCUAUCUAUUGUUGAAGUAAAAGUCUAUUUAAUUGGAUACACACGGCUGCACAUCAGGCUAUCACAAUAUGUUGAUUUUUAACACCGUAAUUGAUUUCGAAAUUUAAAUGCAAUAUAUUAAGGUUUAAAAUCGAGUGGAGAAAUUUAAAGUGUCGGGUACCUUGACGUCCUGUUGACUAUACCUAUUUCAAUUAACAGGUUGCCUGUGUAGGAUUUCUAUUAAGCUAUGCCUUGUUAUAGGUUAGUGAAAAUGGGCAAUAGUGUUUAAAUUCUCUUUGAUGUAUGUAAUUUUGACCUGUACGUAGAAAAAAAUAUACUUAAAAAUAAACAUAAAAUUUGACUUGUUUAUACUCUGCCAGUUAUAACUUUUUUUUUUUAUGUAUAGGUAUAAUAAUUUAUGUUAUUUAUUUAGCAGCCAAAACUAUAUACCAUAAUAGUUUUUUUUGCAGUUUGACAUUAGUUGACAUUUUAAGAAUAUUGGAAACAAGAUGGAUUUAAUACUAUUUUCACAUUAGUAAUUUCAAGUAAUCAAUUGUUACAAUGUCACAGACUUUUCUAUUGGAGCCUGAUAUAAUAGCGGCAACAGAAAAUGUUAUGCCCGAUCUCAACAAUGAUUUGGUCAUGGCAAAGAAUUUCCUCAAGCAGCAAUCGGCAGCAACCGGGGACAGCUUGUACGAUCACUUGGUGGACGUGGUACACAAGAUCCUUUCUCAGAAACCGCCUGAUAUCGUGGACCAGUUCGAGCAAUACUCUUGGGAGGUGAAACGAGAGAAGUUCCGCCCUAACUUCGAUCUGCUGAAUGAUAUCUACUUGGCACCCCCACAGCUGGCGAUCGUUCGCCGCCUUGACGAAAUGUUUAGGUUGAUUGCGAGUAAGAAUCAGAAGCUAGAGGACAUGGGUGAAGAAGAACAAGAGUUAGACUUGGAAGAGGAUAGCACUAAGGCGAGAGUUGCAGACUUAAUUGAACACAACUACUACUUUAGAGAGGGCGGCUAUGGACUCCCGGAUAGCGAGUGCUAUGCCUUGUACAUCGCUCUACAGAUGCUUGCCAUCAAAGAGCCGGUUGCGACUGUGAGAUUCUUUGGCAAAAUUUACGGGACAAGAUCGAAUUAUUACAUAGCGGAGACUGACCUGACGAUCGAGGAACUGGAUCGCCGGAUCAGGGAAUUUGAGAUGAAAGAUAUGCCGGGAGAGGGCGAAGGUCUGGAGGAGGCACAUCCGCAAGAAGUUGAGGAACAGAAGGAAUUAAGCGACAACACUGAAUUUCAUAAAGUGGGUGAGGGUGAAGCACGCGAGGAGAAACCUAAAGAGCCAGUGCCGCCGAAGUUACCACCGGAGCCGGUGUCUACCUGGCAACCACCGCCGCCCAUACCCGUCGAACGUCCCGGCCAGGGAGUCAAUAGGAAGGUGUACUGGGUGUGCAGCCAGCCAGGCGAGCAGUGGAUAUGUUUGCCGGACGUGACUCCAGAACAAUUGCGCGUCGCCAGACUCACCGUACGCUGCAUGACCGGCGAUCUUGACGCCGAGGUACUAACGUUCCCUCCGUUUGAGGGUACGGAGCGUAACUACCUGCGCGCUCAAGUGGCGCGCAUCGCGGCUGCCACCAGCGUGUCUCCGCAGGGGUUCUUCACGUACGGCUCCGGCGAGGAGGAGGAAGACAUCGACCUGGAGGAAGGCGCUGGUGAUCUAGCCUUCAAUCCGAACCCGUUCUACCAGGGGCACACGUUGAAAGAUCUCCUGGACCCCGACCUGACGUACUGGGUCCACCACGGCCGCUACAUUCUCAAGCAGGGUCGCACCUUAUGGUGGAAUCCCAAUGCUGACAUGGAGGAGGGCGUGGAGGAGGAGGAGGACGAGGGCCCCCCGCCGGUGGCGCCGGAGCUGGGCCCCGCGCUGUUCACGUCGCUGGCGGAGGACGCGCGCGUGGAGGGCGUGCGCGCGUGGGCGGCGCGCGGCAGCAGCGCGCUGGCGGCGGAGCGCGCGCUGGCGACGCUGCGCAGCGCGCUGUGGCCCGGCGCCGUCGCGUACGCCACCACCGGCAAGCGUUCGGAGUGCAUGUAUAUCGGAUGGGGUCUCAAGUUGCAGCUGCCCAACUUCAGUCCGCUGCAGCUGCCGCGGCCUCAAGAUGAGUAUCUUAUAGGACCAGAGGUCAUGGAGAUGGCCGAUCCGACAUUCGCCGAUGAAGAGGCGUAUCGCAUUGCGCAUCUACCCCCACCACCACCUCCCGAGCUGCCCGGAGAGGGAGAGGGUUUCGGUGAAGAGGAGGAAGACGAAGAUUAA